Messenger RNA from Triticum aestivum (bread wheat), 1465 nucleotides. RefSeq lists its product as uncharacterized. The transcript has 6 exons. Bases 281 to 877 code for a protein of 198 amino acids. The record is from RefSeq and is a predicted model, not a curated record. Lineage: Eukaryota; Viridiplantae; Streptophyta; Magnoliopsida; Poales; Poaceae.
CAUCGCUCGAUCCAACUCCUCCCUCUCCCUCGGUCUCGCCUCUGCUAUCGCUCGCUCGGUCCUCUCUAGGGUUCGCCGCCCGCCGCCGUCCCCCGCCGCCCUGCUCCGCUGUUGCCCCUCCCUCUCCAUCUCCUUCCCUCGCGGGCGUCACCAUGUUCCCCCGUCCAACAAGAUCAUCCACGCCGCAGACUGCGUCUCCCGCUGGUUCCCGCUCCCGCCCUUCUCCGACGACGUUGAAUCUGUCCGCCUCGAGCCCUUCCCCUGCUACACCGUCGAGCGCAUGACCGGCGCCAAGCCCCUCGUCCUUGCCCUCUCCUCCCCAUCCUCCGGCUCCACGGAGGCCGCGGACGCGGCCGCAGUCAUCGCCGAGAGGUUCUUGCCGGACCUUUUAUACGCGGCGGAGAAGGCGAGGGAGAGGACGCACGAUGUGCCCAGGGAAGACGAGGAGGCAAAACUGAGUCUCAUGGCAAGGGUGGGCAAGGUCCUGUUCCAACUCAUUGUGAUUAACGCGCGCCACCACCCCGCUUUUGUGUUGGUGGAUCGCACGUCUCCUUGGACGCGGUCCGCGACCUCGCAGAGGCAGGGACAGAAGGAUCCAAGAGCCCAGUCCGUAAAAGAGCACUACCAUGUCAAGUUCGUUUGGUCGACAAGCAGGGAAUGGUUUCCAGCAUGUCUUGGAAAUGCACUGUGCAAGAAGAUGGGAAGCUUGCAAUCGACAAGGAAGCCAUUGCUGUUGGACAAUCUUUCGCCACGGUUAGAUGGUACGAGCUCGAUGCCGAACACCGGCCAUACAAGUCACACGCAUCGAUAUGUCCUUCCUCUGCUUCAUCAAUGCGACUUUCAUCAAAGAAAGGAUCAUGGAAUGGGUAAGGGCUGAAGUGGAUACAUCCAAUGAGAAGGUCAGGGAAAGGGUGCAAUCAGUUGUCUUUGACAUGUCAAACGUGGUGAACAUUGACACUUCAGGACUCGUGGGAUUGGAAUAAAUUCACAAGGAUCUAGCAUCCCUGGGCAUACAGUUUCACAGGAACAAGUCAGUGGCAGUAAAAGUUGAAGCUCCUUAGUCAGGUUCGUUCAGGUGAGUACCUUUCCUGAUACAAGAAUUAGCACUGAGAAUGUUUUUAGAGGUAAAUUAGCACUGAGAUUUCUGUAUAUUUACAAGCAAUGGGGCAUACAUUAGUUGGUUUUUUGACAUUAAUCGAGUUUAACGUAUACUUAUAGAUUUCUCGUACACGUACACAUAUGUAGUCACCUGAACGAACAUCCUGCGCGUGUUGUACAUGACCGGUACGGCGGCCCUGAUGGGGAGCGAGAACCGCCAUUGGAACGCGGCGGUGAGCCCCUCGGUGAAGACCUGCGCGGAGAGCAGGAACGUGUGCGGGGCCACGGCGGCGAUCCCCGUGGUGUCCCCGGACCGGAGGCCGUCGAGGAUGUAGAGCGCCGGGAACGCGGCGCCGACGAGGAACCC